CGCCCGCCCCGCGCAGGCGGAAGGCGGCGGGACGCGGCGGGACGCGGGGAUGCGGGCGGGCGGCGGAGCGGCAGCGGCGGCCGCGGGGCUGCUGGGGGCGGCGGCGGCUGCCGCGGCGAAGCUGGCGCUGGGGCCGGGCGGGGAGGCGGCCGGAGGCUGGAUGCCCGUGCUGCUUCGCGUUGGCGGGGUUGGUUUGGUGUUUGUAUGCAACGCGGUGAUGUGGACAGUCUUUGCAAAAGCCCUGCGACUCUCCUCCUCCUCAGCCGCUGUCUCUGUGACAACGACGGCUUCCAACUUCAUCUUUUCGGCCAUCCUGGGCAAGCUUCUCUUUGGGGAGACGUGGACACCUCUGUGGUGGGUCGGCCUCGCUGUGACGCUCUGUGGCCUCAUGCUGCUGCACACCGCUGCGCCCUGGCCAGCCCAGCUCCCGGCGGAGAAGAAGGAGGCGUGAUGGCUGCGGGAGGGGGCAUGGCACAGUGGCACCCCUCAUUGCUGCCUCAUGACAGUGGCCCUGGGCCCCAGCCAGCUCUGAAUGCACCAGCCAUGGACCUGCUGAGCCCCGUUCGCCUGCUGAAUUUGCAAAGUCACGCUGAUUGCGUCUGUCCCAGCAGGCCGGCGGUGGUGUGGUGGCAGUGACAGCCUCGGAGGGAGCUGGUCUGCUCUGAGUCAGUAUUUUGGAGAUCAGGGCCAGAGGCUUAUCAGCUGCUCCUCCUCUUCACACCCUGUGGCUGCAGAGCUUUCUCGGUUUGGGAAGGCUAAAAGUAAACAUGGUGGCUGUGGAAGGUGCCUGUGCAUCAGUACUUUUCCAUCAGAGGACCUGUCCCGAAAUAGAAGAGCAAUCAGAAGUAGACACUGAAGGCAGCUGAUACUUCUGCUCUGCUGUUCCUGACGUUCCUCUCUGCCUCUUUAAAUGGCCCUGGAGCUCCUGCUGCGUUUAAGGCUGUGGGGCCUUUCAUUAAUUCCUUCAGCUUCCUGUAUCAGUCACACACACCUUUUAACUUGCCAUUUGUAUCUGACUGUUAUAAUUCCCACUUUUCUGUUCCUGACAUGUUACUCACUCUAAGGUUUCUGUUCUUUCCUUUAAACUCUUAACCAAGAUGGGGUUUUGAUCACCGUUGUAAUUUUGGGAGAAUACAACAGACUGCUUAUGAA
Messenger RNA from Columba livia (rock pigeon), 1152 nucleotides. It is a transcript of the gene TMEM42, whose product is annotated as transmembrane protein 42. The coding region runs from base 50 to 451 and encodes 133 amino acids. The transcript is spliced from 3 exons. The record is from RefSeq and is a predicted model, not a curated record. Lineage: Eukaryota; Metazoa; Chordata; Aves; Columbiformes; Columbidae.